UUAUGUUUGAGACAAUCAGUAGACUACCAGGGACCUUAAUGAAAAUUUUGAAUCCCACUGAAUUAAGGAAAGACUAGUGCUUUAAAUAAUGUUUUCUUAGAGAAGAUAUAUUGGUGUAUGAAACGAUGUACAAUUCGGUGUAAGUGGCAUUCGGGUAUUUGAACUGGUUCCAAAUUGUCAUUGGUUGGUAAAUAAUCUCAAUAGGCUAUAUCCAAACUAUAUCAUGUUUGACAGAGUUUAAAAAUUAUGUAUAAACCUGGCCCCACAUCGGUGGGGCACUUUAGUAAUAAGGCACGAAUGUACUUUAAUCAGUCAUGGAUAUGAGCUCGACAUUUCAAAGACUUAAACAGAGCUAGUUCUUGACCUCUUCUGCUUCUAAGAACCGAUCAGUUAGUAGAUGGCUGGGUUUGGAAGAGCUAAUGUCCUUUUGAUAGUAAACUCCUUGUCCAGGAUAUUCUGGAGUCUGCAUUUCAUCUGAAGUGAUUUUUAAAGAUAAAACUUCUCUUGCAUUGACAAAACUAGGCACAACCAUGGAGGAACUGGAAAGGCUCAACAAAGAAAUUGAAUCCGUCAAGACUGAGGUUGAAGAAAAGCAGAAGAGCCUCUCCAAGCUUGCUUUAACACAUGAAGAGCCAUGGCAAAGUCACAUGACCUCCUUCAGGAAUACAAAUAUGAGGCAAGAUUUUCUUGAAAAUCUCCCGCUUCCAAAGGAAGAGUGGCACGAGCCAUCAAAGAAUGAAGAGAGUCAGGCCAGAAAGUAUGUACUGGACCACAAAUGUCCAGCAACUGAUCUUGAAUAUGAUCCCUUGCUGAAUUAUUCUGCAGAGCUGCUUGGGGCAUCGAAAGCGACACAGUCUGAGCCUGACGAACAGCAAGUCUGCCACUUGAAAAAAUCUGUGGAUGAGAAUCGCCACAUGUCCCAGGAGAGCCAAAGGCCUCAUGUUUCACCAAUAAGAAUUACAAUAAAUCUUCAAGAAUCUGAUGAAGAUGACCUUGUAAUAGAUGUACCUCCAAUCAUGCCUACUUCUAAGAAACCUAAACCAUUGAGAGGCUUCAAAUAUCAGAAUAUGGAUGAAAGGGUACCUAAAAUGUCCCCAGAGGAGAGGAGUCUUCAAAUUACUGGCACAGAAGAGGAAAAAAUCGAUAAAACCCAACUAACCACACAAGUAGAUGAUGACGGUAACAAAUCAGAACCACCAGAAUCGCUCACGCAUAGCUCACUAGAUAUUAAAAGUAACAUAAACUUGAAUCGUGCUAAAAACCACCUCCCUAAGAUGGGAAGCUGUGGUGGUGGGAAAAACUAUGUCUGUAUUUCCAGAGAGAGCAUACCUCAUGCACCUCUCAGUGACAAAGAAAAACAGAACAGAAUGCAUAAUGAAAGGUAUCCACAUCACAAAAAAUAUGUAAAAACAAGUGACAGUCCUCACAGUGAAGAAACUGAAGGUAGGUAUUCAAGCCGGCCCCAGGUCUCUCCCGCAGGUGAGCGUGCAGAAGGCGAAGUGUUGGAAAGACCAGACAAUAGUCAGGAACUCACUACUUUUGAGGACUGCAAGGUAGUCGAAUUUGAUUUUGGUAAGGAACCUACUGAGGAGGACACUCCCUCUCAUUCCGGUGACACUAGGAAGGAAUGCCUUCGAAUUUUCACAGAGUUCACAGAAAGUGAAGCUUGUAAGGGAGAGACUACUAAACAGGCUUCAGGAAAGCAAACGGGAUUAGAUAAGUUGUAUUAUCAAAACCUUUCUGGACCCAAAAAGAGAAUUGCACACAUUGCCAAGUUCAAUGUUCCAACCAGUAAAGACAUCCUUAGCCCAUUCAGGGAGCCAGUGGCACCACUGAUGAGUCACCCUGGCAUCCUUCGUGCCCAGCAACAGGCAGCACAGAUCACGGCUGACAUAAAGAGUGGGCAGGCUUUUGUUGCUGCCACUUCAGAACAAAAGAAAACUACAUUUGCAUGUCCAGUCUCUCAGACCCAAAGGAGAGUCUCAGGAGAAAAUUCACUUACAUCAAACAAGCUUCAUCAGGAUGUAUUUGUAUCAAGGGAAAAGCCAAAUGCAAAACCAAGCAGAUCACACAUUCCUGUGAAAAGUGUUGCUGCUUUUCCUGUAAAGAUGCCGAAAUACAAAGUGGCUCAUCGGAAGCGGGCUUUAGUCACAUCAGAAUCCUCUGUCAAAGUCCCUGAGGAAGUAAGACAACGCUAUGUCAACCUCUUCGUUGAGAAGUACUUGACAGUUUAUAAAACAGAGGAUGAGGCUGUUAACAAGGCUAAAAUAGAAGAAAAGGCCAUUUAUGAACGCUGUGGCAGUAGAAAUAUGUAUGUGAACAUAGCGAUAAAUACUCUUAAGAAACUGAGACAUCAAGGUGUCCCUGGAAGCAAUAACAACGAUAAAACAACUGGAUUGAAAAAGAAUGAAAAGAAAAGUGCACUCACAGGAAUUGUUCUCUACAGACAUCUGCAAGACUACCUUCUAACGGAAGAACAGUUACAUGAAAAUGACUAUCCACAACCCAGCCCUGAAAAACCAGGAAGUAUUCUUUUAAACCCGGGCAUGACCAAAGCUCUUCUAAAUGACACUUCUAGGAAGAUCUGUUGUCGUUGUGGGAAAAUAUAUGGUGUGACUCCCGCAGGCAAACACAGUAGGGUAGAAGAAUGCUACUACCACUUUGGCCGAGUGCUGACUCAGAAAGGCAAGUAUUUGGUAGUUCUGCUUCAUUUAUUUGACAAGCCAGUGCCAGAGCUGUUCAGAGAAAAGUGCGAUAAAGUAUUCAGUUCACUGUAUUUGUCAGGUGCAGUCCAGUCGAGAGAAACUACCAAAUCUGAAGUUUGAAUUACAAGCACCUACUUCUGACCACCACUCGCUACCCUUAUGGCCCACUGGUGCGGGGAGUCCCAGGCUGUGACAGGGGUGCGGGAAGACCUCACAGCAGUCAACUGCCUCCUGAUGUCACCUGCUUUGCACCUGCCAGCAUUAGAAUUAUUUCUUUGUUAAUAGCUUCCAUUCCUUGCCGCCCCCACCCCCACCCCUGCCCUGAAUGAAGAUGAACUGUUGAUUCCUUUCCCCACCAGCCCCCA
This is a messenger RNA of Panthera uncia (snow leopard), 3070 nucleotides long. RefSeq names its product RNA exonuclease 1 homolog. The coding region runs from base 531 to 2825 and encodes 764 amino acids. The transcript is spliced from 9 exons. The record is from RefSeq and is a predicted model, not a curated record. Lineage: Eukaryota; Metazoa; Chordata; Mammalia; Carnivora; Felidae.